CCCUGGGCUUGGCCAGCUGCAAGCAAGCUGAGGCGCAGCAGCAGAGGCUAGAGCCCGUUGCCCAAGCACAAUUUCACAAAUCAAGGUCAAGGAUUAUUAUCAUUGAUAUCAAUCAGGGCCGCCAUUUUCCAAGGCGCAAGGCAGACCUAUCAGUGCAGGCAUCAGCAGGCACUUUGUUGUGCAAUUACUGAAUCGGAUGAGAACUUGGAAGCUUAUGUUUGAGUAGGACCCGUCGUUUGUGAUAGCAUUGCAAGCACGCACCGCCUGGAGCGCAGGCAUGAGGGGAAGGCCAAGCACUCAAGUUUCAACCUAAGUGCCUGACUGUUCUGGUCACAACGCUUGCACAUGGCACAGUGACCGGCCAUAUUUUUCUCCAACUUCUGCAAGCCACAGGCGCCAAGAUUGGGUUCCUAUUCAGAUGGUGUACAUAGAGUCAUGGGACGAGUUUGCGGAGAAAGCGGAGAUGCUCUUCCGGGCAGAGCCCUUGAGGACGCGAUACUGCGUAAAGUACCGGCACCGGGAGGGGUUACUUGUGCUCAAAGUGACCGAUGACAAAGUGUGCUUGAAGUUCAAGACAGAUCAGGCGCAGGACGCGAAAAAGAUGGAGAAGCUGAACACGCUCUUCUUUACUUUGAUGACAAAGGGCGAAAACGCACCCGCUCCGGAAGACGUUGUCAUGCCUGAUGUACAACAAGCUCCGCCCUCCAAGAAGGGCCGGGGCCGGAAGUGAUAGGAAUCAACUCGAACGGGGGGUAAAAAAGGGUGGGGGCACGAUAUAUGGCGUUUAGCUUCCUUACAACACCUGCCACCAAGAGCUGGGGAGAACAAUGGUCAAAGAGUCCUCUACAGCGCUUGUUGUAGCAAGCUUCAAUGAAGCUUCAUCGAACUUGUCCCAUUUUUUUUGUGAAGUCACGAAACAGGUCGAAAUCUGGAGAAGGAAAGCUCCAAUGUUCCGGCAACAAUUGCAAUCUAGCCUUUUUGAACUCAAGGACACGCAUUGAUCAGGUUCUUGAUUGAUUGAUAUGAGAUAAAGUCGACAACGAGUCAAGCAGGCGGACCGCAGGUCCCCAGCCCGCCAAAAUUAGAUCUGGUUACGCGUCACCAAUAGUACGGCAAGAAUUGAGCUCCACAGUUCAGAGCUUCCGAGAGAAGGCGUACAUUACAUAUGCACCUGAGUCAGUGAGACGGCCGCCCAAUGUACUUCUCCCAAGGCUUCUAGCCAGAUCUACCUAGCUUGGCAUUCGACAUGUAGUGACG
Klebsormidium nitens is the source of this 1257-nucleotide messenger RNA. The record is from the annotation of a GenBank genome assembly. NCBI's taxonomy places the organism in Eukaryota, Viridiplantae, Streptophyta, Klebsormidiophyceae, Klebsormidiales, Klebsormidiaceae.